This is a messenger RNA of Eptesicus fuscus (big brown bat), 835 nucleotides long. It is a transcript of the gene DYNLT2, whose product is annotated as dynein light chain Tctex-type 2. NCBI's taxonomy places the organism in Eukaryota, Metazoa, Chordata, Mammalia, Chiroptera, Vespertilionidae. Gene Ontology annotation, biological process: microtubule-based movement. The transcript has 4 exons. The record is from RefSeq and is a predicted model, not a curated record. Gene Ontology annotation, cellular component: cytoplasm; cytoplasmic dynein complex. The coding region runs from base 77 to 670 and encodes 197 amino acids. Gene Ontology annotation, molecular function: dynein intermediate chain binding.
GGCGGCGGCGGCGGCGGCGGCGUUGGGCUCUGCCGGGCGGAGACGCGGUGCCGGGCGAGUCGCUGAGGCGGGCGUGAUGGAGAAGCGCACCCGCGGUGGGAAGGCGUCCGGGACCCUGGUCGCCCCGGUCGUCCCGCAGUCCCCGACGGGGUCUCGGAGAGAGAGGAGGCCUAGCAUGUUCGAGAAGGAGGCAUAUACACAGAUUUUAAAAGAAAGGCUGAGAGAAUCGUCUCAUGAUGUUCUGUAUGUAGAGCCUCCAUUUGAUGAUUCCAUUGCUGAGAUAAGUAAAGAAUGGAAGAGUUCUAUGGCAAAAUUUAGGUUUGCUAAUACAUAUAGAAUGGAGCCACAGAAAAAAUUCCAAGCUCAUUCAGUAGAAACUAAAGUCCAGCAGAUAUUAACGGAAAAUCUUAAAGAUGUCAAAUAUGAUGAUACACUCUUCUCUCACUUGUCGCUUGAAUUAGCAGACCUCAUAUUGUCAGCAGUCAAAGACUUUGGGUACCAGCGUUAUAAAUUGAUUAUAAAGGUAUUAUUUAUUCAAAAGACUGGUCAGGCAAUAAAUGUUGCCAGCCGGUGGAUCUGGGAUGUUGCGUGGGACAGCUGGGUUGCAGCUAAACAUGAAACAGAAACUUAUGUGGCCUUGGCCUUGGUGUUCGCUCUUUACUGUGAAUAACUUGUGACAUGUCCUGAACAGUGUUUACUUCUCAGCUCCUCAAAUACGUGAAGUUUAUAGAUUUGUAAACCUCAGUAGUAUUGAUUAGCCAUAUUUUUAUCUCCAAUUGGAGCAUUUAAUUGCAUUAACAACAAACAAGUAAAAGCUGGAUUUUUCUUAACUUCA